Messenger RNA from Etheostoma cragini (Arkansas darter), 1890 nucleotides. It is a transcript of the gene tmem126a, whose product is annotated as transmembrane protein 126A. Gene Ontology annotation, cellular component: mitochondrion. The transcript has a single exon. The record is from RefSeq and is a predicted model, not a curated record. Lineage: Eukaryota; Metazoa; Chordata; Actinopteri; Perciformes; Percidae. Gene Ontology annotation, biological process: mitochondrial respiratory chain complex I assembly. The coding region runs from base 154 to 771 and encodes 205 amino acids.
GCUUUAAAACCCAAACACCGUGCGCUUAGAAUUGUGGGUAAACAUGUCUGCGCCCUGUCUCCGUCCCGAGGACCACCUUACCAGCGUGAUCAUUGAGUUGUUACAAUUGUAAAUAAGAGUCUCUAACGACAGAGCAGCGGACUGUUUGUGAAGAUGUCGGAGAAUACUCUGGAGGACGGCGUCUCUGGAAAAGGGCUCUCAAGAGCUGUGAUUGCUGAAAUGCUGGCGAAGAACUUCGAAAAACUGCCUGACAUUGAUCAGAAAAUCUUCAUCUAUGGACCCAUGUAUCUGGGGGGGAAUGGUGGCCUGGCAGGAUUGAUAUCCAACAGCUUGUAUCGCAGAGCUCUGAAUAUCACACAGGCGCGCAUCGCCUCCAGCCUGCCGAUGGCCGUGCUGCCCUUCCUCACAACAUUUGCCCUGUACAACGCAGCAGUGUCGGGGCCCCUCCUGUCCGGUGACCUCAACUGUCCCACCUGUGCCCUGAUGCGAGGUGCACUUGUUGGUGUGGUCGGGGGCGGGGUGUACCCCAUCCUCCUGGCCUUACCUGUGAAUGUUGGGCUUGCAACCAGGUACAGCACAGCCCCGAUGCCAGAGAAGGGCAAUCAUCUCCGGUAUUGGGCGGACCUCUCCAGACCGAUUCUGAGGAGAAUGAGGGCUGUGCUGGUGCUGCAGGUUUUCUUCGGCACCUACCUGAGCUCCAGGCACUUUGAAACAUACACCAAACUUGCUAAGAUAACAUUUGACCCAGCUGGAGAAGAACGCAAAGACUGAAAUGUAUUCACCCUUAAAAUAAACAUGUUUUCAUUGAUAAGUUGUGUUGUAUGCUUCACCACAUUCGCCAUCUCAUGUGGAUUAUGCUUGAAAUUUCACUCCAAAAAUAAAAUAAGGGCGUGAGCGGUAUUUCUAAAAUUGCCAUGUCAAGAUGAACUUUAAACUAUUUUCAUAAAUUCCCAGUUUGUUUGUUUUUGGCACAGGGUAAGAGAAUCAGUUUCCUGUGUUAAACUGUUACCAACACUUUACAUCAUCCUAAUGUUCUUUAGAAUUUGAAACAUAAUCGUCAACAAUUUAGAUAAUCCUUUAAUUGUCAAUGUCAUUUUUAUAAAGCAUAAUGACGAACACAGUUCCAAUCUCUCAAAUGUGCAGUUGUAUUCUGUUUUAUAACCUUUUUAAUUCAAUAUCUUUGGAUUUUGGACUGUUGGUUGUUCAAAACAAGCUAUUUAAAGGAGAAAUUGUGAUGCAGCUACCGCUAUUUUGCGACGUGUUUCAGACAAAAUGAUUAUCUGAUCAGUAAUACAUACAGUACCUGUCCAAAGUUUGGACACGGUUUCCCACUCAGUGAAUGAGAAAGUGUAUCCAAACCUUUGACUGGUACUGAUAUUGUAAAGAAAGCCAUUUGAAGGUUCAAAAUAGGGUUGCAACUGACUGUAGAUUGCCUAAUUAAUUUGACUUUUGUCCCUCAGCUUUGACUUAUGUCUGAAUUGCAAAAAUCUUGCAAUGUGUGGAUUUCAUGCAUUUUUGUUCCUCAAACAUUUAGAAAAUGUCUACAUGCAAAUGACAAAGUGUUUUUUUAUCAAUAAAAUGUCAGGGCUCAUUCAUUAUAUUAAAAAGCCUGAUUGUGUGGAUUCGUUGCAAUUCUGUUUCAACGUUUUGUUCAAGUCAUGAAACUUGAACAGGCAGAAAAAUGGAAAUCAAUCAAACCAAGUACGGACAAAAACAAAAUGAACGGAAGGCAAUCCACUAAGCAUGGUUAACUUUUAUUAAAGGAUUUUAAGGUACCAGUCCCAAAUGUUACUGCGAUGUAAGAACCAAAAUGGUGUCUGCUUGGCCUCAGUAACCAUGAAAAGCAUUCAAUGAACUCCAGUCCUUGGAUAAUGCAGCAAUGUAUGUAGG